AUGGCCUCACCAGAUCUCUCCAACUCCGCCAUCUCCCCAAUCAAAGCCCUCCUAACCAACUUCCUCGCCACUAGCACCACCUCCUCCCCAGACAUCGGAAUCCAAAGCACCACCGCGGCUGGAACGCCCCUACUCUCCUUCUCUGCCCUCGUCGAGCGCGGCCUCCUUUCCCUCGACUCUCCCACCCUCAUCUCAACCCACCUCCCCGAACUCGCGGAGAAGAAAGUAUUCGUCGGGUUCUCCGACACUGAGCCCGGAACCCCGAUCUUCGCCGACCGCGAGGGCCCACUCACCCUCCGCCACCAGCUCACACAUACCUAUGGCGGCGCACACUCCUUCUUCGACGCCAAACUCCUCGAAUAUCAGAAGAGGGUAAGCAAGGGGAACUGGCCCACCGAUUUCUGGAACUCGAUGAGGGAUAGCCCGCUCUGCUACCAGCCGGGGAAGAGGUUUGCGUACGGCGCGGGGAUGGACUGGGUUGCUGUGUUGAUUGAGCGUGCUACGGGGCAGACUAUGAGCGCGUACCUUCAAGAGAAUGUAUUUGAGAAGCUGGGGAUGGCGGAUACGAGUUACAUUCGUGAAGUCCCUGAAGCGCGCAAAGAGCGUGUCUGCGUCGCGAGCUUCGGGGCGUUUGCGCACGUUUUUCGGGAGUGGGAUAGGCCGAUGGAGAAUGCUACUAUGAGCGCGUACCUUCAAGAGAAUGUAUUUGAGAAGCUGGGGAUGGCGUAUACGAGUUACAUUCGUGACGUGCGUAAAGCGCCCAGAGAGCGUAUCUGCGUAGGGAGCUUCGGGGCGUUUGCGCCCGUUUGUCCGGAGUGA
Messenger RNA from Mytilinidion resinicola, 819 nucleotides. Its product is annotated as beta-lactamase/transpeptidase-like protein. The transcript is spliced from 3 exons. The coding region runs from base 1 to 819 and encodes 272 amino acids. NCBI's taxonomy places the organism in Eukaryota, Fungi, Ascomycota, Dothideomycetes, Mytilinidiales, Mytilinidiaceae. The record is from RefSeq and is a predicted model, not a curated record.